AUGUCCUACCCGCAGGGCUACCUGUACCAAGCGCCCGGCUCGCUGGCGCUCUACUCGUGCCCCGCGUACGGUGCGUCCGCGCUGGCGGCGCCGCGCAGCGAGGAGCUGGCGCGCUCGGCGUCGGGCUCCGCGUUCAGUCCGUACCCCGGCUCGGCGGCCUUCACAGCGCAGGCGGCAACCGGCUUCGGCAGCCCGCUGCAGUACUCGGCAGACGCCGCCGCUGCAGCUGCCGCGGGCUUCCCGUCCUACAUGGGCUCGCCAUACGACACGCACACCACCGGAAUGACUGGCGCCAUCAGCUAUCACCCGUAUGGCAGCGCGGCCUACCCGUACCAGCUCAACGACCCCGCGUACCGCAAGAACGCCACGCGGGACGCCACUGCCACGCUGAAAGCCUGGCUCAACGAGCACCGCAAGAACCCGUACCCCACCAAGGGCGAGAAGAUCAUGCUGGCCAUCAUCACCAAGAUGACCCUCACGCAGGUCUCCACUUGGUUCGCCAACGCGCGCCGGCGCCUCAAGAAGGAGAACAAGAUGACCUGGGCCCCGAGGAACAAAAGCGAGGACGAGGACGAAGACGAAGGAGAUGCUGCCAGGAACAAGGAGGAGAGUGCCGACAAGGCUCAGGACGGCACGGAGACCUCGGCAGAGGACGAAGGGAUUAGUCUGCACGUCGACUCGCUCACGGACCACUCGUGCUCGGCGGAGUCAGAUGGGGAGAAAUUGCCCUGCCGCGCCGGGGAUCCCUUGUGCGAAUCGGGUUCGGAGUGUAAGGACAAGUUUGAGGACCUGGAGGACGAGGAGGAUGAGGAAGACGAGUGCGAGCGGGACCUGGCGCCUCCCAAACCCGUGACCUCCUCGCCACUCACCGGCGUAGAGGCACCCCUGCUGAGCCCGGCGCCCGAAGUCGCGCCGCGCGGUGGCAGCGGUGGCAAGACGCCCCUAGGCAGCCGGACGUCGCCUGGAGCGCCGCCGCCCGCCAACAAGCCCAAGCUGUGGUCGCUGGCCGAGAUCGCCACUUCGGACCUCAAGCAACCAAGCUUGGGCCCGGGUUGCGGACCUCCGGGGUUACCGGCUGCCGCCGCGCCCGCCUCAUCUGGGGCCCCUCCGGGAGGCUCGCCCUACUCCGCCUCUCCGCUGCUGGGCCGCCACCUCUACUACACGUCGCCGUUCUAUGGCAAUUACACAAACUACGGGAACUUGAACGCCGCGCUGCAAGGCCAGGGCCUUCUGCGGUACAACACCGCGGCCUCCGCACCAGGCGAGACACUGCACGCCGCGCCCAAGGCGGCUAACGACGCGGGCAAGGCGGGCUCGCACCCUCUGGAGUCCCACUACAGGCCUCCGGGCGGCGGCUACGAGCCCAAGAAAGAUGCCAGUGAGGGCUGUGCAGUUGUUGGCGCAGGCGUCCAGCCCUACCUAUAGGAGGGCCGAGCUCCACAGUGCAAGUAGGUGUCACAAUUGCUUUGGAAAAAAAAAUAAAUAAAAAUCAGGAGACCAUUCUCCUUCCCCAAGCUCAUAAGUACACAGAUACAAACCCCAGAUGUGGAAAUCUGGACCACAUCUUGUGCCACUGUAAAAGAGGAUGCACACCGCACUACCAACCCACAGACUCUAAGGACCGGACACGUGUUGUUGGGCAUACGUGAAUUUGUUGGCAUAGUAUAGCUUCCCCAUGUUUGUGUGACUUUUGGAAACAAUCUGUUUUUUCUCAGGAUAUCUUGAUCACUUCAUUGCCACGGUAUAUAUUCUAUAGAUGUGAUAGAACUUGCUGUAAAAUUUAUUUGUAAAAACAAAAUAUGUACACGGUAGAACUAACGUGAUUGAAGAACUUGAGUCCUUCAGAAGUGGAAACAAAUUUGAUAUUUAUUUUUAUAAUGAUAUAAAGCUUCUAGUAAUUUAUGCAAGUUGUAUUGCAAUGAAAUCUAAAACUUUUGUAAAUAAAUUCUGCCUGGUUUUUAUUUGAACAUUGCUGGUUAUACAAUCUCUGUUGGUUGUUUAACAUGAAUUCUCUACUAAUUUAUAUCUAAAACUGUAAAUAAAAACAAACUAGCCUACAAGAAAGUGGUGUUCAGGGCUCAUUUUUACUGAAGAAUGAUUUAGGUCGGAGCCCUUUUGGGUGAGAGCCCUACUGGUGGCCUGGUUCCCCUCCCCCAGGUGGUCCCAGCUCAGUCUUUAAAUGAAGAGCCCAGUGAAAUAAGCUUCUUUCUUAUUUGAAAAUUACAGACAGGAGACAGAAAGAGAGAUAUAAAUGUACAACAUGGAGAUAUCUAUGGUUCUAGUUGACUUACAUACAAAUGUGUUGCAAGAAAUAAUUCAGACUUUUUUUGUUCUCUGAAUAUGCAAAUCCAUACUUAGUGUAAAUUUCUAAAACAUGGAAAAAUAAAAAGAUAUGCCACCUC
Molecule: messenger RNA, 2402 nt
Organism: Peromyscus eremicus (cactus mouse)
Lineage: Eukaryota; Metazoa; Chordata; Mammalia; Rodentia; Cricetidae
Gene: Irx2
Product: iroquois homeobox 2
Exons: 5
Coding region: 1-1425 (474 amino acids)
Biological process (GO): regulation of transcription by RNA polymerase II; neuron differentiation; cell development
Cellular component (GO): nucleus
Molecular function (GO): RNA polymerase II cis-regulatory region sequence-specific DNA binding; DNA-binding transcription factor activity, RNA polymerase II-specific
Source: RefSeq, a predicted model, not a curated record